Messenger RNA from Brassica napus (rape), 534 nucleotides. Its product is annotated as F-box protein SKIP19-like. The transcript has a single exon. Gene Ontology annotation, molecular function: protein binding. NCBI's taxonomy places the organism in Eukaryota, Viridiplantae, Streptophyta, Magnoliopsida, Brassicales, Brassicaceae. Bases 104 to 469 code for a protein of 121 amino acids. The record is from RefSeq and is a predicted model, not a curated record.
UGGAAACAUAUACGUCCCAAAAAAAAAAGUCACUUAGUGAUGGCGAUGUCUACCAAAAGUCUUGGAACUUGAUACUACUACUUCACUCCCUUUAUUUAAAUAGAUGGACUUGAGACUGUUUGAUCAUCAGACCAAAAUGGCCUCUUCCUCCUUGACUCAGGUUAUGGAAGACGGGGAGUGUAGAAACUGGUCGGAGCUUCCGUAUGAAUUAACGUCAUCGAUACUGAGCAGGCUCGAUUCGAUUGACAUAUUGGAAAACGCUCAGAAAGUUUGUACAUCAUGGCAUCGAGUCUGUAAAGAUCCUGCCAUGUGGCGGAAGAUUGACAUGCUUAACUUUGGAGAUAAGAAGUACAACCGAGAGAUCAUGUGGCGUCACGCAGUCGAUCGUAGUCAGGGAGGCUUGCUUGAGAUUGACAUUUCGUGUUUCGGUUCUGAUUCUCUCCUCAACUACAUCGCCGAUAGGUUAUAAGUCUCUCUCUCUCUCAAUUUUGUAUAGGUUAGUUCAUAGCAGAUGUCACGUGGUGCUAGGAAAAU